Trichobilharzia szidati is the source of this 1165-nucleotide messenger RNA. The record is from the annotation of a GenBank genome assembly. NCBI's taxonomy places the organism in Eukaryota, Metazoa, Platyhelminthes, Trematoda, Strigeidida, Schistosomatidae.
CGCCAUUUGGUGCUUCGUCGUGUCACGUGCGUGCACGAUUACUAGCUAGCUAAGCAUUCAUUCCUACCCGCGAUUUGGUCCCAAAAUAUAUAUCGUAUUUGGACGACAAAAUCUGGUCUUUUGCUUUACCAUUUGGUACUCGAAGAACGAACACUAUAGUGGUUGUUGGUAUAAGAUCUUGCGUUAGUAUAAUCCGUACAACUCGCGAACGUCGAUACCGUCAAUCACUAAACUGGUGAGCCCAACCUCGAACUUCAUCUUCAAUUCACACGCAGAUAAACCCGGUGAGUUCGUUCCUUUUUGUGUUUAUUCUUGUACUAUAUUGUUAUCGGCAUACUUUUCGUCAUGAGUGAUUUUAGCCCCAAGGUUAUUCAGAUUCGCUCAACUGCCAAAACAAUUCAGCUAGUACCAUUUUGGCCAGAUAAUGCUGAAACGUGGUUUCAGAUUGCUGAGUCCGAUUUUUGUGAACAUGGCAUAACUGAUCAACGUUCACAGUUCCUUGCAGUUAUUCACGCCCUACCGCGGGAAUUCAGCAAGUGCGUAACUCUGCAGAUGUCGGUAAGUAACUCGUACGAGUUGCUAAAAGCAUCCAUCCUCAAGAGAAACGUUCUCACAGAUCGGCAACGUCUGGAUGAGUUAUUUCGUAACAUCGAGUUAGGAGAUCAGUCAGCCGUGAGCAUGCUGGCAAGAAUGAAAGAGAUCAUUGGCCAAAGUCAGUUCGAUGAAGGACUGUUUAGAGAACUAUUUUUAUCCAAACUGCCACAGUCAGUUCAGACUGUACUUGUGACACUUCAGGGUGUUCUCAUAGAUGAUUUAGCUGUCUCUGCAGAUAGAAUUCUAGAGAUAACGAAACGGCCAGUCACCGAAGUAUACUCUGUUACCGAACAGACUUCGAAGAAGGAUUCUGCAAUGAUAGAGUUAAUCAACUCCGUCCAGCAGAUGCUUAGGUCAAACAAGCCUAGCAAUUCCUCAAACCGUCGUUCUAGAUCCCCUCAACGGCUAAACGUGCAACGGGCACUGGACAGGAAACAAACGAAGCACGGGAUCCAACGAACAACACUGAGGAAGCUAUGUACAGACACCCUAUUAGCAUAGGCAGACAGACCGGCAGGCUCUCCAUCAAGCCGAUCGGAAGAUUUUUUUCACCCAUCAGGGAACCAUCGAG